GGUACUUGGCUCGGGCUUGGCUGCUGGAACUUGACGUCAAUCUCGGGUUAGUGCAUCGCCAAGAGAUACCCCUGUCAGUUGCCCAUCUUAAGAGAUGAUUAUUCAUCAGUAAAAGUGGGCCAUCUUUCUCCCCCAUCGGCACGCCAGUUGAGAGCCUCCUACCACUGACCGCUCUCACAACCCAAGUUAUUAGAAAUCAAGCCUCAUCGAUUCUCGUCCUCCCCCCGAGUUUAUAGAGUCGCAACCGGUGUCAAUAAUGUCGAACAAACCUCCCCGUGGGACCGAAGUGGUGGAGGGUAUUUUCUCCCUGGUUGACACUGAUCUGUAUAAACUUACUAUGCAAUGCGCUGUUUUAAGCUGCUAUCCUGACGUCGGUUUGUUUUUCCCGUUCGUUGGCCAGGGUUGAAACUGACGAUAUGUUCGGCAGAUGUAACGUAUGCCUACACAAAUCGGACAUCCGACCUAAAGUUGUCACGCGAAGGCUUCGAUUGGAUCAAGGCUCAGGCCGCGAGUAGGAAUUCCCCGCAGCUUGUGAUCCUCUGGCUGCUCCGCUGACCUAGGACGAUUAGAAUUGGGACGACUUCGUCUCUCGCAGGCGGAGCUUGAGUUCCUGCAGAGCGCCUGUCCUUAUCUUCCGAAAACCUACCUCGCCUACCUCGGGAAGUUCAGCUUCAAACCGGAUGAUCAACUUGUGCUCGCCUUUACGCCUGAUGCAGGCGUUUCCGACCGUAUGGCGAAUGAAGAGAAUGGGGGGUUGGAGGAGAAGGUCGAAUUUGUAUGCGAUGUCUCAACCUUGUUAUUCCAAGGCUGACGGUUGUGCGAAGGGUGAUGUGAGAAUAGACAUCAAAGGCAAAUGGUCGGAGACGAUUCUCUACGAGAUUCCGUUGUUGGUCCUAGUUAGCGAGGCGUACUUCAAAUUCUCCAAUACGGAUUGGAACUACGAAGGCCAGGAGGAGAAGGCGUUUGCAAAGGGCCUGCAGCUCCUCAAGAACGGAUGUUUGCUUUCGGAGUUUGGGACGAGGCGGCGAAGAAGCUAUCGUAAGUAUGGGCCAUCUCGCCCGGCGUAUAUUUUUUUACUGGAAGGUCGGUAGAUACCCAAGAACUCGUGUUGAAUGGAUUGGUUCGUGCGAUGGCGCAUUAUGAGAAAAGUGGGGGAGGAAGGGGCAAAUUAUUGGGAACUAGUAAUGUUCACUUUGCCCAUAGGUUUGCGCACGAUUUUUCAUCGCCUGUCACAUCUUGGCAGAGGGGCGGGCAUUGCAAUGUGCUGAAAUUACGUGCUCAAUUUUUUUAGGAUGGGGCUCAAUCCUAUCGGAACUGUUGCGCACGAAUGGUUUAUGGGAAUUGCUGCAAUUACAGGCGAUUAUACCCGUGCCAAUGAGAUCGGCCUCCGACAAUGGAUCGAUUGCUUUGGCGAAGGAGUAAGUAUCCGGUUUUGGUAUUCUUGUAUAGAAUUGUGCCUGACUUUGUUAAUGCAUUAGGUUCUCUCAAUUGCGCUCACCGACACCUUUGGUACCCCGCACUUCCUUACAAACUUUGCCUUGGAAUAUCCUCCAUCUGGCAAGCCCUACGCUGAGAUAUUUGCCGGGGUCCGUCAGGACUCCGGUGACCCAGAGGAAUUUGUCAAGCGCAUGCGCAGGUUCUAUGAUGAGCAAGGGAUCAAGUCAAAGAAAACAAUCGUGUUUUCAGAUAGUCUGGACGUUGAUCUCUGCCUAAAGUAUAAGGAGUUCGCUGAGAGGGAGGGUUUUAUGCCUAGCUUUGGUGUCGGAACUUUUCUGACAAGUAUAUUCCCACUUAUUUCUAGCAUUAUUCAGCUGCUAACUGUUCAGAUGACUUUGCGCACUUGAGUAAUCCGGGUCGGAGGUCCUGGCCUUUAAACAUCGUCAUUAAAAUCAAUUCUGCGAAUGGUAAGCCCGCAGUGAAGAUCAGCGAUAAUCUCUCGAAGAAUACUGGGGACCAUGCUACUGUCGAGAGGGUGAAACGAGAUCUGGGAUAUGUCGAGAAGGAGUGGAAAGAUGGUAACGAGCAGAACCGUUGGGAAAGUAGAACCUGAUCGAGGUUAAGUCGCUAGCUAGAGCGAUUUGAUCAGAUGGAUUUCCCUAGGUGUUAUGUUUUGCUUUGCCAUUAUUCCUAGAAUCACGUCAAUCGAGCUUCACCACAGAGUACAGGUAAUUUUUUCUCGGAAACCAUGCUUUUAAAAACUAGAGAGUACCGUGAUUACAGAGAAUGAAAAAAAUUGAGGAUUCACGGAAGAUUCCAAUUGUAUUGAUAAAAGACAAGGAUUCCUGGCUUUUUAAGAGGGGGGGGGCAGCUGCUGGAAUCCAUCUAUUGGGGUAUGUCGUCGCACGGGCAAAGAUAUUAAUAGUUUGUGAAUUUGUUUUGGCGCAUUUCCUAAAGAUUUUGUAUGAUAAGAGAAUGGCGCUUUUUUAAAUUUCGAUCUCACAAUAUUGCUUGCCAAAGUAAUGAACAACUCUUUAAUAAUCUAUGGAUUCUUGGAACCAUAUUAUCAAUCUUUCAAUCCCUUUACAGCUUUAGAACGUAUUUGGGUGAAAGCCUAAAGUAGCAUGGUUUGGGUUCUUAUGCCCACUUCGCUCACCAUUUUUUGUCUCCAGCGGCGUAAGAGGCUAGAGACAGCUAUCACCGGGAGUAUUCAAUACCACACCAAAAGUAGCCAACUUCAAGUGGUUGAAUGUUCCCCCUGGGUCACCUGAAAGUACAGAAGACACUAGGU
This is a messenger RNA of Tuber aestivum (summer truffle), 2728 nucleotides long. NCBI's taxonomy places the organism in Eukaryota, Fungi, Ascomycota, Pezizomycetes, Pezizales, Tuberaceae. The record is from the annotation of a GenBank genome assembly.